AAUUAUGGGCAGAAUUAGUGGCAAUUUUCUAAUUGCUCUUGCAGUUUUCUUUCUGCUACAUGACCAUACUUCCCUUGCUACUGUUCCCAAUAUUAACACUGAUGCAGCUGCUCUUGUUGCCCUGAAAUCUCACAUUUCUUUUGAAACUAACAAUAUAUUAACAAGAAACUGGUCUUCUUCCACCCCAGUUUGCAGCUGGAUUGGAAUCACUUGCAGCUCCCGCCAUCAACGAGUCACAGCUUUAAACAUUUCUAACAUGCAACUUCAUGGUACCAUUCCUCCACAUCUUGGAAACCUCUCAUUUCUUGUUUCCCUCGACAUCAGUAACAACACUUUUUAUAGAGAAUUGCCAGAGGAACUGGCUCAUUUGAAGAGGUUGAAACAGAUUGAUGUUACAAGCAAUAACUUCACUGGUGUCAUUCCAUCAUUUUUAAGUUUGGUACCAGACCUUCGCAUUAUGCGCCUUUCCAGCAACCAAUUUUCGGGAGAAAUACCAUCGUUCCUUUCCAAUCUAACAAAGCUGGAAGUGUUGAGCAUACAGGGAAAUUAUCUCAAAGGAGAGAUCCCUCGAGAACUUGGUCAUCUUCGUUACAUGACUAUUUUAGACCUGCAAUACAACUUGCUUACUGGCUCUAUACCACCAUCAAUCUUUAACAUUACGACAAUGCAAGUCAUUGCUCUUACUAGUAACAAUCUUACUGGUAAGCUUCCAAUGACUAUAUGUGACCAUCUUCCAAACUUGGAAAUGCUUUACCUCUCAACAAACAACCUAGAAGGUGUCGUUCCACCAAAUAUAGGAAAAUGCAGAAAGCUUCAAGUCUUGUCAUUGUCUGUCAAUGAGUUCAUUGGAACUAUACCAAGAGAGCUAGCUAACUUAACAGAACUUACAAUAUUAGAACUUCGAGAACAACACUUGGAAGGUAGCACUCUCUUUGUUUCAAUUUAUGCAUUUUAAUUCCUUUUUAGUUUGUUUCGAUAAGAAUGCUUCUUUCUAUAUUUAGUAACUCUUUAACUCCAAUAUUCCAUAUGGCAUAUUUAAAACCAAAAGAUUCAAAGGUAUUGUGGAACAAUAAACACAUCUUUAGUUUAAGACGACAAGAUUCAAACGUUUUUCUUACUUUCGUUAAACGGUGUGCCUAGUCAUACUAAGACAUAAAAUGACAUGGAGUAUGAUAUUUCCUAAUGAGAAAUCUGAAAUUUCUUUCUUUUUUCUCUCUAUCACACUGGUGUUCAUAUAUUCUCAUACUUGACAGGAGAGAUACCAGUGGAGCUAGGUAAUCUUAGGAAACUCCAGGCGCUGUUAUUAUACCAAAAUAUGUUUACUGGUACCGUCCCUUCAAGCAUUUUCAACAUGUCGGAACUGCAGCACCUAGGACUUGGAGGAAAUGAGUUUACCGGUACUUUACCUUCAGAUUUAGGCCGUGGAAUGCACCGCCUAGAAAAAUUUAGUUGUGCACAAAAUCAGUUUAGUGGUUUUAUCUCUGCUACUAUCUCGAAUUCUUCAAAACUCACAGGUCUUGAACUCUCAUUCAAUAGUUUCACAGGUCCAAUUCCUACAUCACUUGGUAACUUAAAAUACCUUGAGUUUCUCAACUUGUGGGGAAAUAAUUUUUCCAGCGAUUCAUCAAUGAGUUUCCUGACAUCUUUGACAGACUGUAGGAAUCUAAAAGUACUGUGGUUUGCUGAUAAUCCGUUGGAUGGUGUUUUUCCAUCAUCCGUUGGAAAUUUCUCUAACUCUCUACACAGUUUUGUAGGACAGGAUUGUAAACUGAAGGGCGUCAUUCCUGAAGAAAUUGGUAAUCUUACUGGAGUGACAAAGAUGAGUCUGUCUAACAAUGAGUUGACUGGACAUAUCCCGAAUACUAUCCAAGGCAUGCUGAAUCUUCAAGAACUUUACCUACAAAACAACAAGUUAGAAGGAACCAUACCAGAUGUUAUCUGCAAUUUAAAGAAACUUGGUGCAUUAAACUUGUCAGGAAAUCAGUUUGCUGGUUCUGUGCCACCAUGCUUAGGAAAAGUUACCAAUUUGAGGUAUCUUUAUCUAGCUUACAAUAGACUGAACUCAAGCUUACCUGAAGCCUUGGGGGACCUUCAUGAUCUCAUCGAAUUCAAUGUUUCAUCCAAUUUAUUAGGUGGGAAAAUUCCUAUGGAGAUUGAAAAUUUAAAGGCUGCAACACUCAUCGAUCUGUCAAAAAAUGAUUUUUUUGGGAAGAUUCCAAGUACUCUAAGGGGUCUAGAUAAAUUGAGCAAACUUUCGCUAGCACAUAAUAGACUAGAUGGGUAUAUUCCAGAUUCAUUUGGAGAAAUGUUGGCUUUGGAAUUCUUGGAUUUGAGCUAUAACAAUCUUAGCGGUGAAAUUCCAAAGUCACUAGAAGCUCUUGUGUAUCUAAAAUACCUGAACAUCUCAUUUAAUGAACUUAGUGGAGAGAUUCCCACCGGUGGUCCUUUUACAAAUGCCACAGGUCAAUCUUUCUUGUCCAAUAAUGCACUCUGUGGUGACUCCAGGUUUCAUGUGUCACCAUGCAUCAUAAAAUCUACCAAGACAAAAAAGGCAACCUUGGUUUUGUAUACCCUUUUGGGAGUGGGCCUGCUGUUUCUUGCAUUAGCCUUCACAUGUGUAUAUUUAAGAAUGCAAAUGAUAAAGAAGAAUGCAGGCCAAGCAGAAGUGUCCCCGAUAAUAGGACAUGAAAGAAUUUCCUAUUAUGAACUUGAACAAGCAACAGAAGGAUUCGAUGAAAGCAACUUACUUGGUAAUGGGAGUUUCAGCACGGUUUACAAAGGAACACUUAAGGAUGGAACCCCUUUAGCAGCAAAGGUAUUCAAUGUGCAAUUGGAGGGUGCAUUCAAAAGUUUUGAUACCGAAUGUGAGAUGCUACGCAACCUUCGCCACAGAAAUCUGACCAAAAUCAUCACCAGCUGCUCCAACCUUGAUUUCAAGGCCUUAGUGUUGGAAUACAUGCCCAAUGGGGCACUUGAUAAAUGGUUAUACUCUCACAACUUGUUCUUGAACUUAUUGCGGAGAUUAGAUAUAAUGAUAGAUGUUGCAUCUGCAAUGGACUAUCUCCACAAUGGCUAUUCAACACCAGUUGUGCAUUGCGACUUGAAGCCAAGCAAUGUCUUGCUAGAUCAAGAAAUGGUUGGCCAUGUCACUGAUUUCGGCAUUGCAAAAUUACUAGGUGCAGGGGAGAAUUUUGUUCAAACAGGAACAAUUGCAACCCUCGGGUAUAUUGCUCCAGAGUAUGGCCAAGAUGGAAUAGUAUCCACGAGUUGCGAUGUUUAUAGUUUUGGCAUCCUGAUGAUGGAGACAUUUACAAGAAUGAGACCAAGUGAUGAGAUUUUUACUGGAGACUUGACCAUACGACGUUGGGUUAGUGAUUCUUUUCCAAGUAGAAUUCAUAAGGUGGUGGAUACUAAUUUGGUACAACCAAGAAAUGACCAAACGGACGCAAAGCUGCAGUGUGUGUUAUCUAUCAUGAAAUUAGCUUUGAGCUGCACCUUAGUGACACCUGAUGCAAGAAUUAGCAUGGGAGAUGCUCUUUCUGCACUUAGAAUGAUCAGGCUUGAGUUUGUCAGUAGUCUAAACUAGGUGUAAUCAAAUCAUCGGCUCUCGGUUGCUGGUUGAUUACAUAUGGCAGUUGCGUUAAGUGUUCAAUU
Messenger RNA from Nicotiana tabacum (common tobacco), 3654 nucleotides. Lineage: Eukaryota; Viridiplantae; Streptophyta; Magnoliopsida; Solanales; Solanaceae. The record is from RefSeq and is a predicted model, not a curated record.